GCUUUUGAAGAUAUCUACAUAGAACGUAGACAUACUAUUCGCACCAUCUUGGAGUAUGCUGAUAAGGUCUUCACAUAUGUUUUUGUUAUUGAGAUGCUGCUCAAAUGGGUAGCCUAUGGGUUCAAGGUCUACUUCACCAAUGCUUGGUGCUGGCUGGACUUCCUCAUUGUUGAUGUGGUUGUAAAUGCUCUUUUGGGGGCCAUCCCCUCCAUUAUGAACGUCCUCUUGGUAUGCCUGAUCUUCUGGCUCAUCUUCAGCAUUAUGGGAGUGAACCUCUUUGCAGGGAAGUACUAUCAUUGUGUCAAUACCACCACAGGUGAUCUCUUUGAAAUUGAACAUGUAAACAACAAAAGUGGCUGCAUCAAUCUUAUCAAUGUUGAAAAUGCCACUGAUGUCCGUUGGGUCAAUGUCAAAGUCAAUUUUGACAAUGUGGGCUUAGGCUAUCUCUCCCUUUUGCAAGUGGCCACUUUCAAGGGCUGGAUGGACAUCAUGUAUGCAGCUGUUGACUCCCGUGAGCAAGAGGAACAGCCUCAUUAUGAAGUGAAUCUCUACAUGUAUAUCUAUUUUGUCAUAUUUAUUAUCUUUGGGGCAUUCUUCACUCUCAAUCUCUUUAUUGGUGUAAUCAUUGACAAUUUCAACCAGCAAAAGAAAAAGAUAA
Messenger RNA from Pseudonaja textilis, 658 nucleotides. Lineage: Eukaryota; Metazoa; Chordata; Lepidosauria; Squamata; Elapidae. The record is from RefSeq and is a predicted model, not a curated record.